This is a messenger RNA of Chrysoperla carnea, 964 nucleotides long. Its product is annotated as alpha-ketoglutarate-dependent dioxygenase alkB homolog 7, mitochondrial. The record is from RefSeq and is a predicted model, not a curated record. Gene Ontology annotation, biological process: fatty acid metabolic process; DNA damage response. The transcript has 5 exons. NCBI's taxonomy places the organism in Eukaryota, Metazoa, Arthropoda, Insecta, Neuroptera, Chrysopidae. Bases 111 to 854 code for a protein of 247 amino acids. Gene Ontology annotation, cellular component: mitochondrial matrix.
AUAUAUGAAUUGAUCACGAAUGUAAUGUGUGUGAAAACCUUUCUCUUAUAACAAAUGACAUUUGUCGUGUGAAUAACAAAGAAGGUAGUGUUGUGAAAAGUGUGAGAAAAAUGGUUUUACGAAGUUCUUUAAAAUUGUCCGCAGCUUUAAAAUCCUUAAAUCCCAAACAUGUAUCAAAAAAUUUGUUGAUCUCGGAAAUAAAUGCACCUAAAGUAUCAGAAAAAUCUUUAGUCAAUAAAACUGAAAAUAUUCAUUUAUCACAAGCGUUCUACAAUGGAAAGGAAAUUGAUAAAGACAAACUUUUACAAGAUAUGCUUGUUUAUGAAGAUUUUCUUACCGAAUCCGAAGAAAAAACUUUACUUGAUGAGAUUGAACCAUAUUUAAAGAGACUUAGAUACGAAUUUGAUCAUUGGGAUGAUGCAAUACAUGGAUAUAGAGAAACUGAAAGAUUACAUUGGAAUGAGGACAAUUCUAAAACAUUAAAGAAAGUUCGUGAUAUCGCUUUUCCACCUGACAUAGCACAGUUAGCACACGUACAUGUCUUAGAUUUAGCACCUAAAGGAUUUAUUAAACCUCACAUUGAUGCUGUUCGAUUUUGUGGAACGACCAUUGCCGGACUUAGUCUUUUAUCAGAUAGUGUAAUGCGAUUGGUCCACGAUAAAAAGAAAUUAUAUACAGCAGAUGUGUUACUUAAACGAAGAUCUUUAUACAUUAUGAGAAAUUCAGCUCGUUUCGAUUACACACAUGAAAUUUUAAAUGAAAAAGAAUCUGUAUUCAAUAAAAAGGAAGUGCCACGUGACAGAAGAGUAUCAAUCAUAUGCAGAAAUGAACCAUUACCAGAAUUUCGUGAUUGAUAUGGCAAUAACUAAACGCAAUAAAAAUCAUCGUAUUUAAACGUUUCGACAAAUUUUACAUCAUAUUGUGAUAUAUUUUCUUAAUUUUAUUAUAGUUUUUUUUAACUUAA